Molecule: messenger RNA, 573 nt
Organism: Penicillium hordei
Lineage: Eukaryota; Fungi; Ascomycota; Eurotiomycetes; Eurotiales; Aspergillaceae
Product: 40S ribosomal protein uS4
Exons: 5
Coding region: 1-573 (190 amino acids)
Biological process (GO): positive regulation of translational fidelity; translation
Cellular component (GO): cytosolic small ribosomal subunit
Molecular function (GO): rRNA binding; structural constituent of ribosome
Source: RefSeq, a predicted model, not a curated record
AUGGCCCCUCGCGUUUCCUCCAAGACCUACAAGGUCCCCCGUCGCCCCUUCGAGUCGGCCCGUCUUGAUGCUGAGCUCAAGACUGUCGGCGAGUUCGGCCUGCGCAACAAGCGCGAGGUGUGGCGUGUCCAGCUCACCCUCUCCAAGAUCCGUCGUGCUGCUCGUGAGCUCCUUACUCUCGACGAGAAGGACCCCAAGCGUCUCUUCGAAGGCAAUGCCCUCAUUCGCCGUCUUGUCCGCAUCGGUGUGCUCGAUGAGGCCCGCAUGAAGCUCGAUUACGUCCUUGCCCUCAAGGCCGACGAUUUCCUCGAGCGCCGUCUCCAGACCUGCGUCUACAAGCUUGGCCUCGCCAAGUCCAUCCACCACGCCCGUGUCCUGAUCAAGCAGCGUCACAUCCGCGUCGGAAAGCAGAUCGUCAACGUUCCCUCGUUCAUGGUCCGCCUCGACUCCCAGAAGCACAUCGACUUCUCUCUCACCUCUCCCUUCGGUGGUGGCCGCCCCGGUCGCGUUCGCCGCAAGAAGGCCGCCGCCGCCGCUGGUGGUGAUGACGCCGAGGAGGAGGAGGAGGAAUAA